Molecule: messenger RNA, 1142 nt
Organism: Neurospora tetrasperma FGSC 2508
Lineage: Eukaryota; Fungi; Ascomycota; Sordariomycetes; Sordariales; Sordariaceae
Exons: 3
Coding region: 1-1020 (339 amino acids)
Biological process (GO): macroautophagy
Cellular component (GO): fungal-type vacuole membrane
Source: RefSeq, a predicted model, not a curated record
AUGAUUCUUUUCCACAUUCUCCUUGCCCUAUCCGCGGCAACAUUUGCUUCCGCCGACACCCUGAUCGACACCCUCCAGCAGAAUGGCUUCAGCGACUUCGCCAGUAUCUACCAAGAUGCGGACCCUAGCAUUCUCUCCAGCAUCGACGUCGGCAGCAACUUCAUCAUCUAUGCCACCAACAACACUCAGUCUGCCGUCAACUCCACCCUCAGCCGUCGUAGGACCACCAGCCAGUCCCAGCGUGCCGCCAUGAGUUCGGUGCAGAACACGGCUUCCAGUUCGAAGAAGCUACGCUUCAAGCGCCAGCAGGCUAACUCUCCUGCAGCUGUCUACGAAUCUCUGCUGAGUGACCCGGAGAUUGUCAACCUCGGCCUGGGCGUCAACCAGUCUCUUGUUGAGAAGCCCGUCGGAGACGCGGGUGUGCCCAACGUUUUCGCCGGUGCGGGUCAGGUUGUUCCGAUUGUGGGUAAUGACAUCCCCUUUGACGGAGGUGUCAUUAGGCCCGUGGCUUCCCUCCUCGAGAUCCCUGGCGCCGUCCCCAGCACCCUCUCCCUCUUCCCCAACCUCUCCAACCUUACCGCCCUCUUGACUCAAUCCAACCUCACCGGGCCCGUCAGCGAGACCGCCGGCAUCACCGUCCUCGCACCCGAGGACAGCGCUUUCGCCGCCGUCAAUAUAUCGGCCCUCACCGACGAGCAGAUCGUCGGCAUCCUCAGCCAGCACGUCAUUGUCAACUAUGUCGGUUAUUCCCCGCUGUUGAAGGAUGGACAGGUCCUCAACACCCUGGCCAACGGCACCGUUACUGUUGCUGUGAGGGAUAGCGGUGUCUACUUCAAUGGUGCAAAGGUCACUGCUUCUGAUGUCAUUGUUGAGAAUGGCGUUGUGCAUACUGUUGCUUCGCUUGUCGGCUCCGGGGACGGCGAGAACCCGCCCGCCACUGGCACUGCUGGUCGUGUCGGACUUGGUUUAAAGACUCUCGGCCUUGGUGCUCUGGGCAUGGCUGUUGCUGCAUUGUUCUAAUGUAAUUGCUAAUCUUUGACUGGAAGUUGGGUCACAGGCUGGGUGUUGAAGGUUGAGGAAGGUAACGGAGUCUAAUGCGUUAACGAUUGUAUGACGAAUAAAUGAUCUAUACCCUGUCUUGA